GUGUGGUGCUGGAUCUGGUUUUGAACGCCAGGAGCGAGCGGGAGUGUGUGACUUGCCUGGAUUCAAUCAGCACAGCGGUGUUGUGGCGUCACGAUGGCGACAGACAUUGUAUCGCAGUUGGCCGAUUCUCUGGCCAAAACCGUCGUAGAGGAAGGAGAGCUGAGCUACAAAGGCCAGGGAAGAAAGCUGGAUGAUGCCAAAUCGGCGGAGGACAUGGUGAAAGAGAUCCAGGAUUUUGAGGAUUUACAGGCUCUGAGGUUGGAGGGAAACACUGUGGGUGUGGAGGCAGCACAGGCCAUCGCCAAGGCACUAGAGACAAAGAGCAAGUUCAAGCGCUGUUUUUGGAGUGACAUGUUCACAGGUCGUCUGCGCUCUGAGAUCCCGCCUGCUCUGAAUUCGCUGGGUGACGCUCUGAUGCUGGCGGGUGCCAGGCUGACUGUUUUAGACCUCAGUGAUAACGCCUUUGGACCAGACGGGGUGAAAGGCAUCGAGAAGCUGCUCAAGAGCACCGCCUGCUACACGCUGCAGGAGCUGCGGCUCAACAACUGCGGCAUGGGCAUCGGAGGGGGGAAGAUCUUGGCUGCUUCAUUGAUACAGUGCCAUAAAAAAUCCAGCACAGAGGGCGCCGCUCUUGGCCUGAAGGUGUUCGUUGCAGGGAGGAACCGCCUGGAGAACGAUGGAGCCACCGCCCUCGCUCAGGCCUUCCAGUUGAUGGGCAGCCUGGAGGAGGUUCACAUGCCGCAGAAUGGCAUCAAUCAUCCCGGGGUGACAGCUUUGGCCACGGCCAUGCAGCACAACGCAGGCCUCCGCAUCCUCAACCUCAACGACAACACCUUCACCGAGAAGGGGGCUAUCGCCAUGGCGCAGGCCCUGAAACACCUGCGCAACAUCCAGGUGAUAAACUUUGGAGACUGUCUGGUGCGUCCAGCAGGCGCCAGCGCUAUCGCAGAAACUGUGUCAGAGGGACUCCCAAUCCUCAAGGAGCUCAAUCUGUCAUUUGGCGAGAUUACGGAGGAAGCUGCUCUGGCUGUGGCACAAGCAGUAAAGGACAAAGACCAGUUGGAGAAACUGGACCUAAAUGGUAACUGUCUCGGAGAGGACGGCUGCAAAGCUCUGAAAGACGCCAUGGAAGGCAUGAACAUCGGAGAUAUUCUAGGAUCACUCAGUGACGAUGAGGGAGAGCCAGAGGAUGAUGACGAGGACGAAGAUGAAGAUGAGGAAGAGGAGGAAGAUGACGAGGAUGUGGAGGAGGAGGAAUUAGAGGAGGAGGAAGAAGAAGAGGAGGAGGAGGAAAGCAGUGGCAUCAAGUUAUCGACCCCUGCAUCAGCACCACGGCCGCCAGACGUCUCCUCCUUCCUCAGUUUCCCGUCCCCGGACAAACUGCUCAAACUGGGGGCCAAGAGAGCGAUGCUGAUCGAGCAGCAGGUGGAUGUGACAGACGCUACAAAAACAGCUGAAGCCUUCCUGAAGAUUGCAUCUGUGUACAAGGAGGAGAAUAAUGAUGUUAAAAAUGCAGUUUUGGACAGCGUUGAUGCCCUUCUGAAGAAAGCUUUUGCCACUCCUUCCUUCCAAGGCUACAGCUUUGUAUCAUCUUUGUUAGUGCUGCUCGGACUUCUCAAGAGUGAGGACAAAGUGAAGCCUGUGCUCGUGGUUCCCGGCCACCUCCACGCCUUGGAGCACGUUGUUCGGCAGGACUACUUCCCCAAAGAGAACGUGGCGGUGCUGGAGGCCUUCAUGUCCCGAAACAACAAGGCUUUGGAGUCAUGUGGAAACGCCAGAAACAGCCUCCAGUUGACGCUGCAGAGAGUCAGGUCUGAGGGCUGAGGACACAUGCAUACACACACACACACACACACACACACACACACACACACACCUUUACACAGACUGAACUCUGACUGAUCACUGAUGGACCUCUGGAAGCACACAAACCCAAAUCUGAAGCAGAUAAAUCAGUUCAGCACUUGAGAAGAACAGACUCCACUCAGACACACUUCACUGUGUCGCCGCUGUCCUUCAUCAACAAACCUCUCUCUGGACUCUGGACUGGACUUGAACGCUCUGUGUUUUGGAGCAGACGAUGCUCUUAAUGUGUGGACUGACUGCAGUGCUUUGUGUACGCUCAUAUAACCACAGGACAGCACUGACAACCUCGUGCUCUUUGUAUUCUGUUUCCUCACGGUUAUUGAAGCACAGAUUACACUUUGGUGCAAACUAGAAAAGCUCUGACCAGAACUGAUCCUGGCGUGGAGGCUUUAGCUCGUGUACAUUCUCCAUUUCAUAUCUAACUUUUACUAUUCUGUUGUUUUAUAUUAAAUGUUUAUUGAAUUCCAUAAUAUGGUCAAACAAUGGUGUUAUUAAAUUAUAUACUCACUGAUAAAUAUUAUCAAAAUAAGACUGUAAAGUAAAAUAGAGCAAUCAAAAGGGAUGAAAUGUGUCUUUAUGUAUUUUCUGCCUUUAGCGAGGCACAUGAAUUUGUGUUGCAGAAAUAAAGCUGGUUUGAGUGUC
Plectropomus leopardus (leopard coralgrouper) is the source of this 2508-nucleotide messenger RNA. Its product is annotated as ran GTPase-activating protein 1. Gene Ontology annotation, biological process: nucleocytoplasmic transport; activation of GTPase activity; signal transduction. The record is from RefSeq and is a predicted model, not a curated record. Lineage: Eukaryota; Metazoa; Chordata; Actinopteri; Perciformes; Serranidae. Gene Ontology annotation, molecular function: small GTPase binding; GTPase activator activity. Gene Ontology annotation, cellular component: cytosol; nucleus; perinuclear region of cytoplasm.